Messenger RNA from Myxocyprinus asiaticus (Chinese sucker), 5842 nucleotides. Its product is annotated as insulin receptor-like. The coding region runs from base 1033 to 5094 and encodes 1353 amino acids. Gene Ontology annotation, cellular component: axon; insulin receptor complex; membrane. Lineage: Eukaryota; Metazoa; Chordata; Actinopteri; Cypriniformes; Catostomidae. The transcript has 21 exons. Gene Ontology annotation, molecular function: ATP binding; insulin receptor substrate binding; insulin receptor activity. Gene Ontology annotation, biological process: positive regulation of kinase activity; positive regulation of MAPK cascade; multicellular organism development. The record is from RefSeq and is a predicted model, not a curated record.
CACAGGGAGAGACGAGAGAGGGGAAGACCAUACCGCCGACAACACGAGAGAAGUUUUUCCCACUUUCAGCCCAUUCCCACGCCAGUGCGUUGAUCAGAACCGCAUACUGUGGUCUCGUGGACGGAACUGAGUGGUUUAAUGGACAAGCCGCACGCGCGUUGGACGCAAGUCUAUUAGACGUGGAAGAUUAAAACGCAACGCGGCCGAGACGCGCGUGCGCGCACACAUUUCAGGAGCAUUGUGCUGGAAGCGAAGGCUUUGGGGGGGGGGGGGAUAUUUAUAUCUUUACUGUGCUCUGAACGCUUUUAAAAUACACAAACGUGUGUGCAUAUUUAAUUUCAAUGGGACCGUGGCUCAUCUGAACGCAAAAAUUCCUCUUGGUGGAUGCAUGUGUUUAUGGAGAUGUCCAUUUUCCUGUGCGUCUUGAAGGGCGAGCUGUCUCUGAUAGGAACAUUUGACCUGUGGAAUAACACCUGUUUUUUUAUUUUUAUUUAUCCUAGGCUUUGGAGGCUUUAAAAACUGCCAUAUUAUUUAGAUUUUGGACAAAUAUUUUCUGUGAGCAGUGGGAAUAUAUUUGCAUUUUGCACCAGGACCCAUAUUAUUAUUAUUAUUAUUAUUAAUAUUGUUAUUUUAGGAAUUUGCAAACUGCUACCCUUCAAACCCUGGGGCAUGAAAAAGUUGCAUGGUGCUGUACCCUUUGGGGUCCUUUUUUUCUUAGAAAUGCAUGGGCAUUUUACAUGCAUGAGCUACUGAGAGCAAAGAUGCAUCGAAGAAGUCGUUCAAAAUGAUUUGUAUUCAUUUAUUUUUCACCAGGGUGCAAGAUCAUGCUAUUUAAUGGUAAAGUCACCCAUGCUGUGUAGGCAACGACUACUUAGACUGGACAUUAUCCUAAUAAACUGAGGAACGCUGGACCCCUGGGUCCCCUUCUUGGGGGGGUCUCGUUUUAUUUCCUUAUUGCGCCUUUUGAAAGAUUUUGAACACCAGAGGUGGAUUUAAUUUAACAAGAAAACUAAAAACGUGUCGCGAGGCAUAAUGCGGCUGGAAGCAUCUGGGGUUGUUUUGGUCACUUUCGUCUACAUUGUGUGCCACUGCGGAGCGUUAAAUGGAGAAAUUUGCCCCAGCAUAGACAUCCGCAACAAUGCAACCAAUCUGUGCGUUCUUGAGAACUGCACGGUAAUCGAAGGCCAUCUAAAAAUCCUGCUCAUGUUCAAGACCAGACUAGAAGACUUCCGUGGCCUCAGCUUUCCGAAACUAGUCAUCAUUACGGACUACCUUCUUCUCUUCCGUGUCUACGGCCUGGAGAGUCUCAGCGACCUGUUCCCGAACCUCACAGUCAUCCGCGGCAACAACCUCUUCUUCAACUAUGCCCUGGUCAUGUUUGAAAUGCUCCAACUGAAGGAAAUCGGCCUCCUUAGUCUGACCAACAUCACUCGGGGAUCGGUGCGGAUCGAGAAGAAUCCGGAUCUGUGUUACUUGUCCACCAUCGAUUGGUCCAAGAUCUUGGAUUCGGCGGAGGAUAAAUACUUAAUGGCCAACAAGGACCAUAGGGAGUGUGGAGACGUUUGCCCAGGAACCAUCACGGGGAAGAUCACCUGCACACAGACGACCAUCAACGAUCAUUAUGGUGAACGCUGCUGGAACCAGAAUCAUUGCCAGAGAAUUUGCCCUCCCGAAUGCAAGCAUGGUGCCUGCACCCCCCAUAAGGAGUGCUGUCACGACCAGUGUCUGGGCGGCUGCUCCGUGCCAGAGAACGCAACCAAAUGUGUUGCUUGUCGCAACUUCCUGUUUGGCGAUACCUGCGUGGAUCGGUGCCCGCUGGGCUACUACACCUUCAAGGGAUGGCGCUGCGUGUCCUUUAAAUUCUGCCAGGACCUACACAACCAGUGCAAGGGCAAGAGCAGCGAUUGCCAUGAGUAUGUCAUUCACAACGGGGCCUGUGUCCCAGAAUGCCCUUCUGGAUACACCACCAUGAACUCCACCACGCUGAACUGCACUCCGUGUGCCGGUCGCUGUCCCAAACUGUGUACGGGAGUGAGGACGGUUGACUCUGUAACUGCGGCUCAGGCACUUCGAGGCUGCACGAUUCUCAACGGGAGUCUGAUCAUCAAAAUCCGUGGUGGAAACAACAUCGCAGCAGAGCUGGAGGCCAGUCUGGGCCAGCUGGAAGAGAUCACAGGCUACCUGAGUAUUCGCAGAGCAUACGCACUCGUCUCUCUCUCCUUCCUCCAAAAACUGCGUGUUAUCCGCGGUGAAACCCAGGAAGUCGGGAACUAUUCGUUCUAUGCUCUGGACAACCAGAACCUGAGACAGCUGUGGGACUGGUCCAAACACAACCUGACCAUCCAUCAGGGCCGGAUGUUCUUCCUCCACAACUCAAAACUCUGCAAAGCUGAGAUCCUCCGGAUGGAAGAGGUGACCGGGACCAAAGGCAGGGUCCCAAGAAACGAAAUCAACAUCCCCACUUAUGGAGACCAGGCCUUCUGUGAGAAUCAAGUUCUCCGAUUCACACAAAUCCGCACAUCCCACGACAAGAUGCUCAUUAGAUGGGAGCCGUUCUGGCCACCAGAUUUUAGAGACCUGCUGGGGUUCAUGGUCUUCUAUAAGGAAGCGCCUUAUAAGAAUGUGACCGAAUACGACGGUCAGGAUGCUUGUGGCUCUAACAGUUGGGCAAUAGCUGACGUUGAGCCGCCGCAACGCAGCACAGAGAGCAAACUGCAGAAAGAACCGGGCCAUCUCAUCAUGCCUCUAAAACCCUGGACUCAGUACGCCAUCAUGGUCAAAACCCAGCUCGCCGCAUCUGACGAUCACCAGGUCCGUGGCGCCAAGAGCGAGAUCAUCUACGUCCGCACCAAUGCAACACAACCCUCAGUACCUCUGGACCCCAUCUCCUCCUCCAACUCCUCCUCGCAGAUCAUUCUCAAGUGGAAGCCGCCUUCUGAACCCAACGGCAACAUCACCCACUACCUGGUCUUCUACCAGAAACAGGAAGAGGACAUAGAAUUCUACAAGUAUGACUACUGCCAGCAAGGGAUGAAAGUUCCAUCUCGUACGCCUGCGCACUACGACACUGAGGAAGAACAAAAGUGGAACCAGACGGAAGUGCCUGGUCAGAAAGGCCACUGCUGUGCCUGCCCCAAAACUGAGACUCAGCUGAAGAAGGAAGCCGAAGAGACGGAGUUCCGCAAGACCUUUGAGAACUACCUCCACAAUGAAGUCUUUGAACCCAAACCCUCUCGACGUCGCCGCUCAGUGGGCGUGGCCAAUGCUACUUUACCGAACUUUCUGACCACGCCCUCCACCCUGCCCAACAUCUCCACCACUCUGAGCUCAGUGGAGGACAAGAGUCGGAAGAUGGUGCGCAAAGUCAGCUCCAAAGAAUCCACUGUCAUCUCCAAUCUGCUCCACUUCACCAACUACCAGAUCGAGAUCCACGCUUGCAACCAUCCCACAGACCAGAACCGCUGCAGCAUGCCUACAUACAUCAAAGCCCGCACUUUGCCUGAAGUAAAAGCGGAUGACAUCCUUGGCGUGGUGACACACGAAAUUCUUCCUGAAGAACCAGAGUUUGUCUAUAUCAAAUGGAAGGAGCCAAGAGCGCCCAAUGGCAUGAUCAUACUGUAUGAAGUCAAGUACUUGAGGAUGUCCGAUAACUACGAGGAUCAAAUCUGUGUCUCCAGAAUCACUUAUGAGAAAAAUCAUGGUUGUCGAUUAAGAGUAGGGCAUCCUGGGAACUACAGCGUAAGAAUCCGCGCCACCUCGCUGGCCGGUAACGGUUCCUGGACAGAGCCUGCAUACUUCUUUGUUCCAGACAGGGAAAUGAACAUGAAAAUCAUUGUCGCCCUGGUCAUCUGCUUCAUUGUUCUGCUGUUUCUGGCCAGUACAGUCUUCAUCAUCCUUAAGAAGAAACAAACCGAAGGACCGACUGGCCCCUUAAUUGCAUCCUCCAAUCCAGAAUAUUUAAGCGCAAAUGAUGUGUACAUUCCAGAUGAAUGGGAGGUGCUUCGCGAGAAGAUCAAUGUUAUGAGAGAACUCGGUCAAGGCUCGUUCGGAAUGGUGUAUGAAGGCAUCGCUAAAGACAUAGUGAAAGGAGAGCCUGAGACGCGAGUAGCCGUGAAAACCGUCAACGAGUCGGCAAGUCUGCGUGAGAGGAUUGAGUUCCUUAAUGAAGCAUCAGUCAUGAAAGCCUUCAGCUGCCAUCAUGUGGUUCGUUUGCUGGGUGUGGUAUCUAAGGGGCAACCGUCGUUGGUUGUCAUGGAGCUGAUGACCCACGGAGAUCUGAAAAGCUACCUGCGUAGCCUGAGACCUGAUGCUGAAAAUAACCCAGGCCGUCCACCACCAACCCUUAAGGAGAUGAUCCAAAUGGCGGCGGAGAUAGCAGAUGGCAUGGCAUACCUCAAUGCUAAGAAGUUCGUACACCGAGAUCUUGCUGCCAGAAACUGUAUGGUGGCUGAAGAUUACACAGUAAAAAUUGGAGAUUUUGGCAUGACCCGAGACAUCUACGAGACUGAUUACUAUCGUAAGGGUGGGAAGGGGUUGCUUCCCGUCAGAUGGAUGGCACCAGAGUCUCUUAAAGAUGGUGUUUUCACUGCACACUCAGACUGCUGGUCUUUUGGAGUGGUAUUAUGGGAGAUCAGCACGCUUGCUGAGCAGCCUUACCAAGGACUGUCGAACGAGCAGGUGCUCAAAUUUGUCAUGGAUGGAGGAUAUCUGGACAGACCAGAGAACUGUCCAGAAAGAAUGCACACCCUCAUGCAGAUGUGUUGGCAGUACAACCCCAAGAUGCGGCCGACCUUCCACGAAAUCAUCGAGAUGAUCAAGGAGGACCUGCAUCCUACGUUCCAAGAGGUGUCCUUCUUCUACAGUGAGGAGAACAAACAGCCCGAGAGCGAGGAGUUCGACAUGGACUUUGAGAACAUGGAGAGCAUACCACUGGACCCCUCAUCCUACUCCCAACAAGAGGACAACCUUAGUAGAGACAAUGGCCCCUCGGUGGGCUUACGGGGCAACUACGAGGAGCACGUGCCCUACACACAUAUGAACGGUGGAAAGAAAAACGGCCGAAUUCUGUCUUUACCCAGAUCUAGUCCGUCCUAACAUAUGCCUCAGCUUUUUUCUCUCUCAUUUUUAAAAAAAAGUUUUUAAAUGCGUUAUUUUUGCAGAGGCUCUUAAAAAAGAUACAGAUCUCAGGUCUUUUUUGUUGUCGUCGCCUCCUCGUUGCGUCACUAGCAUGGUUACAAGGAUGCAGACAUUUCCCCCCCCCCAUCAUCAGAUACACUGUCUGCUUUCUGAUACUCUUUUACACUUUUGCCAAGUUUCCAAGACAGUUUGGUGAUGGGGAAAAAGAAACUGUGAACAUCACUAAAUCAACCACAAGGCUGCUCCAGCUACGUCAACCUCAGACUCUACUUCCUUUUCCCAUGGAUAUAAGAUAGUGGCCUUUUAUUAAGUGGCCUAUAAACAAAGAAAAGUGUCUAUCAAUGUGAUUGUGUUAUUUACCCUAGAACAAUGACUUUACAGUGUGGAACUUCAUAUAUUCUUUUUAGAACAAACGUUUGUUUUUUGUAGAGGAAUGACUAUAUUUUGUCCUGGAGAAUUCCUGAUAUCACAUAGAUGAUAGUCACAUGGUAUACUGGUGAAUGAGUUUUAAUUUAUUUGCUUUAUUAUUUUUGAUUUACUCCUUUUUCUGAGCUUUAAAACUCCUGUGUCCUUUUUACUGGCUGAAGGAUAUUUAACAGUUAUGAAUUGGACAAAAGAGUUCCUCAGACUGACCAAUAGCUGCUGCUCUGAUACAGUAUAUAGUGGGGAUAUAUAUAUAUAUAUAUAUAUAUAUAUAUAUAUAUAU